GCAAGAUGGGAAGGGAGCUGGAGGCAGCGCUCGUGCAUAGUGCGUUUUGGUGAAGAGGAGAGGACCUGGGUGCCAUUUGCGCACGACUGCUGCGCCGCAAGCAUCGGAUUCGCACCGCGGACUCUCUGGAGCAUGAGCAGAGAUGGCCGUGCAUGUGAAUUCUUUCCUUCUCUUUGCACAGUUAAUACUUUCUAUGAGCCUGGGCCACUGCAUGGAGGCGGAUUUCUGCGUGCCCGUCCGCGUGGAGCAGAGGAAACCCGAGAGGCGUGCGCAAGGGCGCGCGGAGCAGGUUGUGUUCCGAGUGAGCGCGUUCAAAGAGGAGUUUUACCUGCACCUCACGCCGGAUGUCAGCUUCCUCUCUGCAGGCAGCGUGGAGCCCGAGAGCGAGCUCAGGGACUGCUUCUACUCCGGGCACGUCAACGCGGACCGGGACUCCUUCGCCGCGCUCAGCCUGUGCAAAGGUCUGCAGGGGGGCUUCUCCUACAAUGGCACGGAGUACUUCAUCAGCCCGACCGGCACUGAGGGCGCAGCGACCGGAUUCGGCAACUCCGUGCACGGGACGCACGUCAUCCGCCGCCGCAGACGCACCAACAGGUGCGGAGUUACACCUGACUCCAACUUCACCGUCUCCCUGGAGAAGUACAGGUACAUGAGCGAGCUGGAGGUGGACAGCUGGAGCGACACCGUGCUGAAGUCCCUGGGCAGGUCCAAGCGGUUCGCCUCCAUCCCCCGGUUCGUGGAGGUGCUGGUGGUGGCGGACGAGUCCAUGGCCAAAUUCCACGGGGACGACCUGAAGCACUACGUCCUGACCCUGAUGUCCGUGGCGGCGCGGCUCUACAAGCACCCGAGCAUCCUCAACUCCAUCAACCUGGUGGUGGUGGGCUUCAUGGCGCUGAGCGACGCAGACAAGGGGCCCAAGGUGUCCAGCAACGCCGCGCUGACUCUGCGCAACUUCUGCUCCUGGCAGAAGAAGCUGAACAAACACAGCGACAAGCAGCCGGAGUACUGGGACACCGCCAUCCUCUUCACCAGACAGGACCUUUGUGGGGCUACAACCUGCGACACGCUGGGGAUGGCCGACGUUGGGACCAUGUGCGACCCGAAGAGAAGCUGUUCCGUCAUUGAGGAUGACGGCCUACCCUCAGCUUUCACCACUGCUCACGAACUCGGUCACGUCUUCAACAUGCCGCACGACAACGUGAAGGCAUGCGAGGAGGUGUUUGGGAGGCUGAAGGACAACCACAUGAUGUCUCCCACGCUGAUUCAGAUCGACAGGAGCCGACCCUGGUCUGUGUGCAGCGCUGCCAUCAUUACCGAGUUCCUGGACAGAGGUCAUGGAGACUGUCUGCUGGACCAGCCCCAGAAGCAGCUGUCUCUGCCGGACCACCUGCCCGGCUCCAGCUACAGCCUCCACCGCCAGUGCGAGCUGGCCUUUGGCUCGGGCUCCAAACCCUGUCCCUACAUGCAGCCCUGCUCCAAGCUGUGGUGCACCGGGAAGGCCCGCGGACAGCUGGUCUGCCAGACCCGGCACUUCCCCUGGGCGGACGGCACCACCUGCAGCAGCGGCAAGGUCUGCUACCAAGGGGCGUGUGUUGAGAAGAACAGCACCAUGCAGGCAAAGGUGGAUGGACGCUGGGGGAAGUGGGGUGCAUUUGAAGAAUGUUCCAGGAGUUGCGGUGGAGGCGUUCAGCUCGCCAAAAGAGCAUGUGAUAACCCGGCGCCUGAGAAUGGAGGCAAAUACUGCUAUGGCCUUCGCAUAAAAUACCGCUCCUGUAACCUCAACUCGUGUCCUGAAACAGCUAAGAGCUUCCGGGAGGAGCAGUGCGAGGCCUUCAACGGCUUGAACCUCAACACCAACAGACUCGGCUCCUCUGUAGUUUGGGUUCCCAAAUAUUCCGGCAUUUCUCCGAAAGACAAAUGCAAGCUCAUCUGCCGAGCAAACGGGACCGGGUACUUCUACGUCCUCGCACCGAAGGUGGUGGACGGGACGCCCUGCUCUCCAGACACAUCGGCUGUCUGCGUGCAGGGAAAGUGCAUCAAGGCGGGCUGCGACGGCAAGCUGGACUCUAACAAGAAGUUUGACAAGUGCGGCGUGUGCGGCGGGGACAAUCAGGGCUGCAAAAAGGUCUCAGGAUUGUUCACCAAGCCCAUUCAUGGCUACAACUUUGUGGUGAUGCUGCCUGCGGGAGCCUCCAACAUCGACAUCCGACAGCGCGGCUACCGAGGAAUCGUCAGCGAUGAGAACUACUUGGCUGUGAAGAACCGUCACGGCAAAUACCUCCUGAACGGAAACUACGUGGUGUCGGCGGUGGAGCGCGACCUGCUGGUGAAAGGCAGCCUGCUGCGAUACAGCGGGACCUCCACGUCCGUGGAGAUUCUUCAGGCCACCAGGCCCCUGCAGGAGCCUCUGACCGUGGAGGUGCUCUCGGUGGGGAAGAUGACUCCUCCCAGGGUGCGCUACUCCUUCUACAUCUCUAAGGAGAGCAAGGAGGAGAAAACGCUGCGCAAAGAGGAGAAGAGCCACAAAGCUCACAACAGCGUCCUGUCCGACAGCAACAAAAUCGAAUCGAAGAAGCAGAUGAUGGGGAAGAGGCCGACGAGUCACUGGGUGACGGGAGGGUGGGAGUCCUGCUCGGUGACCUGCGGGAACGGUCUGCAGAAGAGGCUGGUGCAGUGCCAGAACCUGGAGGGGCGCUCUGUGCUGGACUGCGACGGCGCCGACAGGCCCAUAUCGGUGAGGGCAUGCGGGGAUCCGUGUCCUGUGUGGGACGCUGGCACCUGGUCUCCUUGUUCCAAAUCCUGCGGGAGGGGCUUUAGGAGGCGGGCAGUGCGCUGCAUGACUGACAACGGUCUGAAUCUGCCCAGAGAGCACUGCUCUGGGAGGAGGAAGCCUCAGGAACUGGACCUGUGCAACCUGAAGCCGUGUUAGAGCAGGACACAACCGGCCCGGGUGUGUCUGGACUUCUUAACGGCAGGCGGAGGGACCGUUUGACUUGAACCUUCGCCAGAAUCAGCAAAUCUGCGCUGAGCAAAGUGUGAGAACACUCAAAUGUUGCCCAACUAUGUCUGAAGAGGCUGCAACAAAGUAAGCCAGUGGAAACAGAGAGGGUCUUCCUCCACUGUCUGACAGGACAGGCGCUUGUUUACCGAAGACGAGAAACAGACAACUGUCUUCUGGUGAAGUGUCAAAGCAACUUCGGCAGGUUUUACUUGUGGUUACUCUACCUCUACUAGGACACAAAGCCGGGGCAUUUCCCCAGGGCUCUUUCAGAUAUUGGAUUGCUGUUUAGAAUGACAGUUAUCCCCAAAACGUCAGUUUACCAUCAGAAAAAGACACUCGAACACGUGAAGGAGGUAUAUGUGCACCAUCUGGUUCCUCUGAACUGCCCGGUUUGCUGGUUCAGCAGAGCUGCACCAGGCGAGGUUUCACAGCAAAGAAAAGAAAGUUUACGCCGACACUGCUGUGAAAUAUCUCACCUGUAAACCAACAGUAGCUUUUCUGUUCACAGAGGAACUAAUCAAAAUGUGAAACAUAGUACUGUAUCUGCUCCAUUUCUCUGCUGCAGGAACAGGUCCUCAUGAAAGGGUUAGCGUCAUUCCAGUUGUGGUGGUCCAGGUAACUUUCAUACUCAAAUAGUUUUUUUGAGUCGAUACCUUGAAGAUGUGUCCAACAGAAUUUAAAGUUGGGAUAUAUCAGCAAUUCUGCCACUGGUGGUUUUCAAGCUUUGCCAAUGGAAAGGUAGGGAUGCACCGAUACCACUUUUUUAAAGGACAAGUUUGAAAUUUUGCUCGUUAUCAAUACCAAGUACCAGUCUGAGUAUUUAUUAAAUGCUGUUAGGUUUAAUUCAUACUCCAGACACAAACGAUGUAAGAAGACUAUCCAUUGCCAUGAACCACCGCCACACUGCCUCAUGUGAACGCCACACACACCUUGAAUAGCCUUGGAGAUUUCAGUACAUUCACAGUACAUUCAAAAGUUUGAAAUACUCAUGAGGUCGUAUUGGGAAGCUUUCACAAGUACGAGAACUCCAUCCAGUGUCAGAUUCGAUACCCAAUACUGGUAUCGGUAUCAUGAUCGGUAUCGGUUCAUCCCUAGUAAAAAGGUUGCUAAUGUGUGGCUUCAAGAUUCACCAUAUUAUAAACCAAUAAAAGAACCAAUGCUAAUAUUGUUUUGUAGGAGUGGCAAUUAGAUCAAAACAAAAAAAAAUGUUGAACUAUUGAACUAUUAACUAUUGAACUAUUCAUGAUUUCAUCCCUGUGAAGUAAAAAUGCGAAACAAUUUGACCUCAACUAUCCACAAACUUAUUGGAUCAUUCAUCGCCAUGUGCAUAUAUUUACCCAUAUUGUCCAAGUUCUCAAACUGCCGUGGAAUUCACGUGUUACUUUACUUAUUGUUGUGAAACAGAACAGUUUUAUUAUGACCAAGUGGUACAUUUUAAUCUGAUGCAUUGAGUCAAGCAUUGAGAAUUGGGGCAGAAUCUUGAAGUUUCUACUUUAUGAGUCUGCUGUAAGCAGAAACACUCGUUUCACACUCCAUUAUUUCAUUUUAAAGCCAAUAUUGCAUCAUAUAAAUGAUGUGGCAGUGAUAUCAAGCAUUCCUAGUUUAUAGUUUUUCUAUGGUUAUGGAGGAGGAAUUUUCUCUAAGUGAUAUAAAUCCGAAUAUAUGUUGGACGGUCAGUGGUGGUGAAGUCACGGUAAAGUUUCAGGGGUUAGAGGUCACACGUGAUCCCUGAAAGCAGCUGAUGCAGUUGGUCGUUAGCUUGUUUGUCGACCAUUAUCACUUCCAAAGAUUGUAACACACUCCAAAAAUCAUCAAAGUGGCAUUCAAAUGUUAGAGUUAACGAGUAUCUUUAAUGUUUAUCAGUCAGUAAGUGUAUUUCCUGUGACAAUCCAGCAACCUGUGGAAACAUUCCAGAGGUUUUCUGACCAGGAGACCAGGCUCAUGCUGGCGCACCGGCUGGAUGACACAAAUUCAUCAACUUUUUCAACCUUUCGCUGUAAGUGAUGUGAUGAGCUUUACAGAUCAUCAAAAUGACACAUUUACCAGUACAUCCUACAUACUUGAUGAACUAUUAAGAAAUUAUAAACAAAGAUUCCCCAUCUCAUGACCAAACCUCCCACAUGUGUAGAAGAGGACUUUGCUAUUUACAUAUUUUCUACGGUGAAUGUAGUCUCUCUGUGUGGUGCACUCGUGAUGUGUCUGUCUCUUCUAUUUAAAAAAAACAUCUGUAAUUGCUCAGCUGUUUCUUCUACAUUGCCAAAGCGGGGAGCUUUCAUGACUUCUCUGUGCAGUAUCGGCUCGGAUACCCGGUACUGUUAUUGGUGCAUCCCCAGUUUAAACCCUAACCGACCUGCAUGAAUUGGACAGCAGCAUGGCGACGUCGGAGCACAUCUCAGUUCAUCCGCCCAUCUUUUUUUUUUUCAUACUGCGUUCGUCUGCAUGGGGCUGUGGAGAAAAUGUGGAGAGCUCAGACAUUCCUGUGGUCCUUGACUUCUUCUGGUCUCAUGAGAUCCAGAUCAACCAAGAGCUCUAAUCCUUCCAGUUGGUCCUCGGCCCAGUUGGAUGCGUCUCGUUCACCUCUGAGAAGAGGCAGAAUGAGAAACACAAAUCAGCAUGCACAGUAGCAACAUCUCUGCCAUCAACGAGGAGACGGGGCCGCAGCGUUUUCAGAUAGCCACGUUUUCCUCCGUUUUCACGGAUUCGGACCAUUUUCAAAAAGUGUUUUCAGUGGUUCUGAGCAGCUGUCGUGGGAACAGACGCCCAAAAUGCAACAAAAGUCUUUCAUCUAAGUUCUCUAUGUCAAACUGGCAGCCUGUCUGGGGUGUAAAUUUCAUAAAAACAUGAUCAAACCCCUCAACCCAUCUUCGAUCAGAUGCUAUAAAAUAUGGACAGAUCCAAAAUGAAACAGGUGACAAAUUACAUUACAGAGAAAAUAUCAACAUCCCAACAACCAACUUAAAUAUUGACUACAUCCAAAGCUUGGUGUGUGUAUGUAUGUUUGUGUGCGCGUGUGUGUGUGUGAGACGUCUUCUUUUUACUGCAGUUAGACUUGAGUAGUUCCUGUGGGUUGCAGCUGCUCCAUCACCUCCAGCCUUUAAUGAGCUCCGGUUUAGCUCAAGUGUUGCUUUCGUCUGUCACGCAGUGCCCCAUGUCGGAUCAUUUCUCCCGGUGCUCAAAUGAUUUUCUUUUUGGUACAUAACCAAGAGAAAUAUAUGUUUUUAAAAGUAUAAAAAGAUUAAAACAUUCAUCAUGGUUGGCAGGCAUCCAUUUAAUUCAGAUCAGAGAUAUUAUGUGUAGAUUUACCAGUGAAGAGAAGUGUGAAGUUUUUCGGUAUGAAAACCUAACUUGGGUUCGAGUUUAGGUGCAUCCCGUUGGGGUUUUUGUCAAUAUUCAAGUAUUUGAAGCAUGUGUUGUCCUUAAAGGACACAGCCUACGUUGUCCUUUAGGUUGUUUCACAUUCGACCAUCUAAAAGGUGGUGUUUUUAUUCGUUCACGUCUUGUACAGAUAAUCUUAUUUUUAUCAGCUGUCUCUUGCAUUGUAUACUAUGUAUACAUUCAUCUACCUGUAUAAAAUAAAGUA
Salarias fasciatus (jewelled blenny) is the source of this 6581-nucleotide messenger RNA. It is a transcript of the gene adamts15b, whose product is annotated as ADAM metallopeptidase with thrombospondin type 1 motif, 15b. Gene Ontology annotation, molecular function: metalloendopeptidase activity. Gene Ontology annotation, biological process: proteolysis; extracellular matrix organization. Lineage: Eukaryota; Metazoa; Chordata; Actinopteri; Blenniiformes; Blenniidae. The transcript is spliced from 8 exons. Gene Ontology annotation, cellular component: extracellular matrix. The record is from RefSeq and is a predicted model, not a curated record. Bases 143 to 2929 code for a protein of 928 amino acids.